Molecule: messenger RNA, 7712 nt
Organism: Schistosoma margrebowiei
Lineage: Eukaryota; Metazoa; Platyhelminthes; Trematoda; Strigeidida; Schistosomatidae
Source: the annotation of a GenBank genome assembly
ACUACGGUUCUGCAUGCUUUGCUCAUUUAUGUUAGGUGUUUUUAGAUUUCACUCAAAGUUAAUUUCGGGAGUGUUGAUCUAUCCAAAUAGUUAUGAUGUAGCACUGAAACACCGUUCUGCAUGUGGUUUGCCUAUAGGAAACGUCUAGAAAAAUGGUCUCAUUCCACAACGUAAGACAUAAGUACGUAACUGCUCUUCCUAGGUAUUAACGUGUGCAGACACUAAUUUAGUAUUCAUGUAAAUGAAUACAAUUAGGAGACUCAAGCUCCUCACUUUGCGAACAAAUUGUCAAAAGCCUUCAGAAUAGGUUAUUCUUGUCUCACUAACUUAUUAGUGGCUCGUGAUAGCUGGUGCGCUCUUAAGGACCAAAAGCUACCUGUAGACGUAGCCUUCAUUGAUUUAAGUAAAGCUUUUGACAAAGUCCCGCACAACCGGCUGUUUUAUAAGUUAAGAAAAGUCGGGAUUGGAGGCAAUUUAUUGAUGUGGAUAAAAGACUUCUUAGUUGGGCGUCAACAAAGAGUAAGGGUAAACUCAAAGCUAUCUAACUGGGAAACUGUGCUUAGUAGAGUUCCCCAGGGUACAGUAUUGGGGGCAGUGCUAUUCUUUUAUGUAAAUUACCUUCCUCGUCUCCUAUCAUCAUCGGCCUAGCUAUAUGCUGACGAUGUCAAGAUAUGGAGAACGAUACGAUGUGAGGGUGAUAGCUUAGAACUCCAAAAUGACCUGAAGAAAUUAUCUGAAUGGUCUCAAACCUGGCAGUUGCCGAUAAAUACUUCCAAGUGUGUUGUGAUGGAUAUCGGUCAUCAAGGUACAAAUACAUACACGAAUAACACUGAGCUACCUGUCGUCCAGACACAUAAUGACUUAGGAGUCAUCGUUAGCCAAGACUUAAAGACUACUGCACACUACCGUGCAAUAGCCGCUAAAGGUUUUAUAACGUUAUGGUCAAUACGUAGGGCUUUUAGUCAUGUCGACGCUAAAACGUUUUUGACUUUGUAUGCAGUGUUCGUACGUCCUAAACUUGAGUACUGCAUACAAGCGGCUAGCCCCUGCUUAAAAAAAGACGGUGAGCUUCUGGGAAAGGUUCAGAGAACGGCGACUAAGCUGAUUCCCGGAAUAGCGAAGCUUCCGUAUGAAGUUCGACUGGCCAAGCUGGACCUUUUCUCGUUGUCAUAUCACAAAACUAGAGGCGACUUGAUUACAGUCUACAAAUUGCUUAGUGAUAAAUUUGCACCUAAUAUGCCCUCAUUUUUCUUGUCUUCCAAAACAGAGAAUUUACGAGGACACUCCAAAAAAGUUCACAAGCCAAGAACAAAUUACUUGUCAGCUGACUAUCGACUUUCCCAUCGAAUAAUCAACGAGUGGAAUUCACUACGUCAGCACGUGGUUGUGGCUCCAUCCGUCGACUCUUUCAAAAGAAAGUUGGUUCAACUGAGAGACUACCAUUGCCAGGACUAACAUAGGCCAUCAAGCCUCCUGUCCUCCCCAAACUGAAACCGAAACUAGUCCUCUAUCAGUUGGGCUCUGUUCAGUCUCUUAAAUGGAUUAGUCCAUCUGUUGAAAUUGAGAACAUUAGGUCGCGAUAGUUGAUAAUUUGUGCAAAAGUUCUUACUUCAGGCGGAUGUGGUUGGUAAGCCAAUUACAUCUUAGUAGAUGUAAUCACCUGAAGUCUGAUCUGAGUUACCUUUCAAACAGUACAUACAGUCUGCACAGUUUUUAAGCUGGGACACAUUUUGUGGUUUCUGUGAUAAAUCCUCUCGGUCGUGUUCCGUGAAAAGGGAUGGUUGAGUACGAUUGAAUUCAAUCAAUUGACAUGCCUAGCAUCCCAUUCCCACACGACAGUCGAGCAAUAUGAUUAGCCCUCACCGAUUCAAAUUUGUGUAGUAAGGACAGAAGACCUACGAACUAUAUUAUUCCUUUUCUAGUAUGAUUCUGUGAGUGUCCAGUCUUCUCUUAAAAGAGUCAAUUGAAGGUGCGAACACCACUGCUUCGGGCAGCAGGUUCCAAGUAUUGAUGACUCGGUGUGGAAAACUGUAUGCCACAGGUAGUUUGUUCGUUCUUGGCUUUUCUACUCGCCUGCUAUGUCCUCUGAGAUGUCCCGAUCUAGUGGGAAGAAAAAGAGAAUAGAUUAGGUCCAAAACCAUUUCUCAGUAUUCUGUACAUCAAAAUUAGAUCUCCCCUUAGUCUGCAAUAGAAGAGAGUAAAGUUGUCCAACUUUUCAAGCCGCUCUUUGUAUGGUAGAUCCCGAAGUUCUGGAAUUGUGCUGGCAGCUGCCCUCUGUACUUUAUCUAAGAUAUCCGAGCCACCUUUUAAACAAGGGCUUGCAGCCUGAACGCAGUUCUCAAGCUUAGUUCUCACUAAGGUUGUGUAAACUGUGGUGAGCAUUCUAGUAUCUAACUUGGUGAAUGUCCGUUUUAAAGCCCAGAGGGUUUGAAACCCCUUAGCUGCGACCUCCAGGCAAUGGGCCGUCGUCUUAAGAUCAUGAAUCACUGUCACCUCUAGAUCCUUAUGAGACCGGACCACGGGUAAUGGCACUUCCCCUAUGUUGUACCUAUUAAUUUUUGAAUCCCCUUAGUGCAUGUAGACACACUUUGCUGUGUUGAUAGGCACCAGCCACUCUUUAGACCAGUUAAUCAUAUUAUUUAAGUCUACCUAAAGAGCACGUGCGUCUGUGUUUCCAGUUGUUACUCACCAGAUUUCUACGUCGUCAGCGUACAAUAACAUUGGAGACUGUACUAUGCUUGGCAGAUCAUUAACAUACAUUAUAAAAAGUAAAGGACCUAGGACAGAACCUUGACGUACUCCACUAAGUACUGGUCUCACUUGGAAUUUAUUAUUACUUUCUGUCUACGACCUACUAGGAAAUCCUUCAUCCAUUUUAAUAGAGGUCCGGCAAUACCAAGGUUUUCCAACUUCAAAAGCAGUCUAUUUGUUGGCACCUUGUCAAAAGCUUUACUGAAGUCUAUGUAGACAACAUCCGCUGAGUUCCCGUUGUCUAGUGCCUUUAUCCAGGACUCCUUUGCCAUAAGGAGGUUCGUUGUACAAGAUAGACCCUUUCUAAAACCAUGUUGUUUUAUGUUUAGCAAGUUGUUGGUUUCCAUAAAUGCCGUUAUGGUCUGUUUAACUAUUCUUUCCAAUAUUUUAACUACAACACUGGUGAGACUUACAGGUCUGUAGUUCGAUGGAAGUUGUCUUGGUCCUGUUUUAUGUAUAGGAGUGACGAUUGUGUCCUUCCGAUCCAUAGGCAGCAAACAUUGUUCAAAUGACAUGUUGAAUGUCACAGUCAGUGGGGCCGCGAUAUAUUGUGCAAUAUGUAGUAGUUCAUCUUGUCCUGUUGACUUUUCCAUGUCUAAGGUGCUAAGAGCCUUGAGCAUAUCGUCUUGAUCGAAGUCCGCGGUUAGCAGGCGGUUUGUUGACUGUUUAUUUUGGUUUGGUUCUUUGUCUAGAGGAGGUUCUUGAGUGAAAACUGCCCCAAAAUAGUCAGCCAUAGCCUCUGCUUUUUCCUGAUCUUUCUCUAUCAUUUCAGAUUCACUUCCUUCUUUAAUUAGGUUGAGAAUCCAAUGAUGCAUCCUUGUUCUGUAGUUUAUGUACGAGAAUAUUCUCUUGGGCUGCUUGAGUGCAGAUUGUGCCAACUGCAUUUCAUAUUUUUUUUGAGCUUCACGAAGUUUUGUUAUACACUUGUUUCUUACCGAUCUUUAGCGUUCCAUCUUGCCAGGGCGGAUGGCAACAUCCCAACAUUUCUUCUUUUGUUUUAGUAAACGUCGAAUAUCCUGGCCUAUCCAGGGAUGACCGUGCUUCUUCUUCUUUGGAACUGUCCAGGGUAUGUAUGGUUGAGUUUCCCGAUUGUAUAACUGCCUGAAAAGAGCCCAUGCCUCUUGUAAUGAUGCCCUUGAGUCAAUUUCCCAGUUUUCAGCCGAUGCUGCGGAGUUGAUUGCCUCCAUAUCUGCCUUCCAUAUGUUAGGACGGGCCGGCGUAACUGUUUGACAGGCAAUCUCAGCCAUGAAUUUAAAUAAGAUGACUGCAUGGUCACUUCUCCCUAGUGGUGGGAGAAAAUUCAUUUGACCAACGUCAUCACCGUGUGUGAAGACUAGAUCUAAUAGAGAAGAGUUUCUUAAGUCAUAUCUUGUGGGGUUUCUAAUGUUUUGGAAUAAAGCUAAUCCAAGCGAUGUUUUCAACAGUUUGCAUUCGAACGACGUUACUGAUGACCCUACUUCUAAGUUAACCCAGUCUAUAUACGGUGCAUUAAAGUCGCCUACUACAAGGCUUUUACCCUUUUUACACCAAAACUUAAGUUUACUUAGGAGAAAAUCAUCUGCUACACAUUCUGGACUGCAAUAUACUACAACUAAUUCAAUAUCUUGCCGUCUACAUUUCAGCUCACAUCGCACCAGUUCACAUGUCCCUGAAACACGUGCCACUGUCUCAGCUGCUCUUACGGUUAGGGUACUUUUCGUGUACAGGAUAACCCCGCCUCACGGAAAUUUUUUUAGAAGUACAAUAAAUCUGUACAUGAUAACGACUAUGGAAUUUCUGGAUAUCAAUCUGGAUGAAGUUGCUUCUGCUUUUCACGAAGCUAAACGUUUUGGGAAAAGAUGUAAAGAAGCUCCUGAUGGUGCGAUUGAAGUUAAACGAUGUCUCAAAAAGUUCCCAAAGUUCCAAACAUACGUGCUUUUAUCAGGUAGCGGUUGCAUUCAUGAGGUUGUCUAUCCUGCUGGUUAUGCACUCAAUGAAUUGAAGAAUCUAGAAAAUCCUGUAAGGAAUUAUCCCUUUACUUUGGAUCCAUUUCAGCAACGCGCCAUUCUAUGUAUUGAAAACGAACAGUCUGUUAUGGUAUCUGCCCAUACAUCUGCUGGUAAAACUGUGGUUGCUGAGUACGCAGUUGCUAAAAGUCUGAAGCAGAAUCAGCGCGUUAUUUACACAACGCCUAUCAAGGCCCUGAGCAAUCAAAAGUUUCGUGAAUUCUCUGAGAUUUUUAAAGAUGUUGGCCUAAUGACUGGUGAUAUAACUAUCAACCAAGAAGCAACUAUUCUUAUAAUGACAACAGAAAUAUUGCGAUCUAUGUUGUACAGAAGCUCAGAUGUAACUCGUGAGGUUGGCUGGGUUAUUUUCGAUGAAAUUCAUUAUAUGAGGGAAAAAGAACGUGGUGUUAUCUGGGAGGAAACCAUCAUCUUAUUACCUGAUAGUGUUGGGCUUGUCUUUUUAAGUGCAACAAUUCCAAAUGCUCGUGAAUUUGCUGAAUGGAUAGUGUUUUUACAUAGAAAGCCUUGUCACGUUGUUUACACUGAUUGUCGUCCUGUUCCAUUACAGCACUAUGUUUACCCGUGUGGUGGAGAUGGAAUUCAUUUGGUAGUCAAUCAGAACCGUGAAUUUAUUGAAUCUAACUUCAAUCUUGCUUUAAAUACUUUACAAAAUGCCGCUGGCAAUUCGAUUUCUGAUAUGAAAUCCCGUGGACGUAAUGGUGGCAGCACCCGUUCUCAACCAUAUUGCUCGAAGUUAGUCAAGUUGGUAAUGGACCAAAAUUUGGAGCCACUUAUUGUAUUUUCAUUUAGCAAAAUGGAUUGUGAAUUCUAUGCAAUGCAACUAAACAAGAUGGAUUUUAGUACACAAUCAGAAAAGGCGGCUAUUGAACUUGUGUUUAAUAAUGCCAUUGAGAGUCUUUCCGUUGACGAUCGAAAUCUUCCUCAGGUUCAAAUUUUACUGCCCGUUUUACGUCGUGGAAUAGGUAUACAUCAUGGUGGACUGUUGCCUAUACUCAAGGAAAUUGUUGAAGUAUUAUUCGCUGAAGGUUUUAUAAAAGUACUGUACGCUACCGAAACGUUCGCUAUGGGUCUUAAUAUGCCGGCUCGAUCUGUGUUAUUCACGUCUACUCGGAAGUUCGACGGACGCGACUUCCGUUUACUGUCAUCUGGGGAAUAUAUUCAAAUGUCAGGACGCGCAGGUCGUCGAGGAAAAGAUAUACGUGGCACAGUUAUAAUGAUGCUUGAUGAUCGUAUUAGUGCAGAUGAAGCCAGGAAACUCUUACUUGGUGAACCUGACCGACUGGAUUCUUCAUUCUAUCUAACGAAUAAUAUGAUACUUAAUUUACUUCGUGUUGAGGACAUCAAUCCAGAAAUAAUGCUCGCUAAAAAUUUUCAGCAAUUUCAAUGCAGAUCUGAAUUGCCCUAUCUUGAAAAACGUUUAAAUGACACAGAAUCUCUUAUCAAAAAUAUUUGUUUUCCGGAUGAUAUUGAUAUGGAACAGCUUGGCGCUUAUGUUAAACUUCAUCAUGCAGUUGCCGUAUGUGAAUCUGAGAGGUGGGCAUUAGUUUCACAAAGAAAAAGUGUCAUACCUUUCUUUCAGGCUGGUAGAGUGGUUCGAAUUCGCAAUCUGGACGAUUGGGACUUCGGAUGGGGAAUUGUUGUGCACGUAGAUCAGUCUGUGCAUCAAAAAUCCGACAGAAUGUCAGUCAUUUGUCUUAUGGAAGUGGCUGAAGACCGCAUCCUAAGAAAUUCAGAUUAUACAAGAAAACCGAUUCCUUUUUCGUUUGUGAAACCUGCUGAUGGUGUUGAUUUUCAAACUGAUACUUUUACAUCGGUUAUUCAGUUAGUUUCUGUUCCUCUAGAUUGUUUGUCUGGUAUUUCAAGCGUUUGUCUCAAACUAAAUUCAUUAUUGGAGUGUGACAAUCAGAAUACUGAAAUGUUAUUUAACAAGCUUUCAGUUCAACCUGAUCAUGUAAAACGACGUAUUUGGGAAGGUGUUGAUCGUGCCAAAGCAAAAUUAGGAGGAGUACUACCAGUAUUAGAUCCUAUCAAGGAUUUAAAUAUUAAAGACAAUCGUGUGAAACAACAGUGCGAGACAAUUAAUUUAUUGAAAGCACGAAUGACCAUGAAUCCGAUUUCAAAACGUGCUGAUCUAGACAGUCUUAUUGAUCGUUUCAAUUGGAAAGCUACUAAUUUGAGGAAACUCGAAGACAUUCGUGAACGUAUAAACAGAACAGAUUCACUUUCACAUUUUGACGAGUUGCGUGCAAGGAAAAGACUUUUGCGAAGACUUUGUUUUUGUUCAGAGGAUGAUACAAUUGCAUUAAAAGGUCGUAUCGCCUGUGAAAUUUCAACUGGUGAUGAACUGGUACUGACUGAGUUACUGCUGGAUGGGUUCUUUUCACAAUUCUCACCAGUUCAACUAGCAGGUGUCAUGUCAUGUUUUGUAGCAGAAAAACAAACAAAACAUCACAAGAUAAAUCUGAGUCCUGCCAUGAAGAAGGCUAUAAAAAGUAUCCACGAUAAAGCAAGAUAUCUUGCAAAAAUGUCUGCCGAAUGUAAUAUCAACACGGAUCAUAGUAAUAAUGAGAAACAACCAACGACUUUGGUUGAGAAUCUCAGAAAUAAUACAAAUAAUCUUUCGGAUGACGAGCAAGCUUAUGUUAAUCGUUUUGUCGGUGAUUUAAUGGAUGUUGUAUGUGCUUGGGCUGAAGGUGUCAGUUUUUCUCGACUUUGUGAAUUGACAAGUGCAUUCGAAGGUAGUGUAAUUAGAUGCAUCAGAAGACUGGAAGAACUACUAUGUCAAAUGCAUAAUGCAGCCAAAGUUGCAGGAAAUUCGGAGUUGGAAAAUAAGUUUUUAGAAGCCGUGAUCCUAAUCAAAAGAGAUAUCAUCUUCUGUGCAAGCCUAUAUCUUUAACAGUUAUCGAAAAAAGUGUACAAAUCUUGAUAAUAAAAAAAGAUUCAGUAUUUUUGAUG